GAGACCUCUGAAGGAUAUGUGAGCUCCUGAGAGGAAGUUUGGGAAGGGGGGGUGUCUGCACUGAGACUGAUCCAGAAUCAGAUUUAUGGAAGGCAGCUGUUGAGGGUUUGACAGACAGACGGAUCGGAGCACUGCUGCAUAACACAAUCAGAUUCGAGUCUGCAGAGGAGUGUGUCAGCUCAUUCUAAAACAGCAAGGAUGGUGCGUGAGCAGUACCUCACCACCACAGAUGAGUCUGGGGCUCUGGCUCCAGUCAAUGAGUACAUCUACAUGAUCGGCAUCUACGGCUGGAGGAAACGCUGCCUCUAUCUGUUCGUUCUGCUUCUCCUCAUCAUUCUGGUGGUGAACUUUGCCCUCACGAUCUGGAUCCUGCGAGUCAUGUGGUUCAAUACGGAAGGCAUGGGAUACCUGCAGGUCAAUGAAGAUGGACUGAGACUGGAGGGAGAAUCUGACUUUUUGUUCCCUGUCUAUGCCCAGGAAAUUGACUCCAGAGAGGAUUCAGCUCUUCUGGUGCACUCCUCUGAAAACGUUACACUCAAUGCCCGCAAUGCCAAUGGUGAUGUAACAGGAAGUGUGUCUGUAGGUCCCAGUCAGGCCGAGGGUUUUGGCCAACACUUUAAUAUCAGUUCCAACCAUGAUGAAAAUGUAUUUUAUGCAGAUGUAAAUGGAGCCGUUGUGGGAAAAGGAAAGCUCCGUGUAACAGGUCCAGAAGGUGCUAUCUUUGAGCAUUCUGUCAGGACUCCAAUGGUCAAAGCAGUACUUAACAAAGAGCUAAAACUAGAGUCUCCAACACGCUCUCUCAGCAUGGAUGCCCCAAAAGGCGUUCACGUCAAAGCCUUGGCUGGAAAUGUUGACGUGACAGCACACUUUGAUAUUCAGCUACACUCAACUGCAGGACUGUUGAUUUUAGAUGCUGAAAGCGUUCGUCUGCCGACGUUACCUGUGGGAGAAGCCAGAACGUCAGGUGACUCUCAGGGAAUGUACAACACAUAUGAAGUGUGCGUUUGUCCCAGCGGUAAGCUCUUCGUCUCCAGAGCUGGCGUCUCUUCGACCUGCAGCGAGCGCCAGGACUGCUGAAUGACCUUCUGUCCUUAACGCCCACACUAGAAACACAUUGUGUUGUUACAUUGUAUAGGGCAAGGUUAAAAAACCCCAUCACGAUAUGUAUUAACAUGUUACUGAAGAUCAGAGGUGUACAUUCAUGUUUGGUUGGGGUUUUAUCAUGAUAGGGAAGAUGAAAUAUGCAGUAUAUACAACACACACCCAUGGCAAUUUGUAACUAUUUAUGUUUUGGUGAAUUGGUGGUUAUAAAUUCAAACCUAAUAAAUUCAAAUUUAAUUCUUAUGUUUCCAUACAAUCUGCCUAACUCCUCACCGACGUUUAGGUUUAAGGGAGGACCCUUAUGAUUAUUAUUAUUAUUUUUUAAAUAUGUCUAUGUAUGAAUCACAUUGUAUGAAUUCAUACAAAAUCGCCUUGUAAAAUAGUUACAUUUUCUAAUGAGAUCGGGGUGUGUAGACUGCUUCAUUUUUCUCCUUUUUUUGUAUAAAAAUUGUUCAAAAUUAGGCUGGGCAAUAAAGGGGCUGGUAAACAGCUGACAUCCUAAGCAAUAUAAUUUUGAGGUGCAAUAAAUACCCAAAUUCUGUGUGAUGCAUAUCAGCUAGUUAUUGUUUAAAGAUGCGCUCAUUAAUAGAGAAAUUAUUACAAAUAAAACACUUAUGUGCUUCUCCGAGGGUUAUGAUAUAUACUUCUGAAAUCAGUUUAAUUUCAACUUUUUUUUUAUUAAGUCAUGCAUAAUAAUACAUUUCUGUCUGAAGAACUGCACUACCCACAAUCCUGAAGCAGUAGCUUUGAAUUCUUCUGUUAAGCAUUGCAAUAUAAUCUAAUCCAAAUGUCUCUCAUUUUUGUCAAAUGGCAAAAUCUAUGUGUCAAGUGCCAAAACAGCUGGGGUAUUGAGAGUAACCACAUUCUGUUCUGUAUGUAAAACAUCAACAUAAUUGAUCUAGUAAAAAAAAAAAAAAACUACUGUAAGAUAUAAAGUGCUCUUGGUUUGAUAUCAGAUUAGGCAUCUCCAUUUAUUUCAUAUAAAUGUAUAUGAAAUAAUACAAGUAUCAAAAUGGUAUAAUUUACCUAUGGCAGCUUGAAACUUUGGGAUGUGUGUUUUCUCAGAAUUGUUUUGCAUAUGUUCUGUUUGAAAAUGCUGAGAGUGCUUAUGUUUGUAUAUACGGUACAUUGGUUGGGAAUCUUCACAUUUAUUCAUCAGUUGUAUAUUAUAUUUUGGUUGAUGUAUAUUUCUUCAAUGGGAAAUCUCAUAUUUUGAGGUUUACAUAGGUAAAGUAAAUAAUUACAAUACUAACCUUUGAAUGAUAUUAUAGUUUAACUAUAAAGCAUGUA
This is a messenger RNA of Sinocyclocheilus anshuiensis, 2391 nucleotides long. It is a transcript of the gene sgcg, whose product is annotated as sarcoglycan, gamma. The coding region runs from base 199 to 1077 and encodes 292 amino acids. Gene Ontology annotation, cellular component: sarcoglycan complex; sarcolemma. The transcript has 8 exons. The record is from RefSeq and is a predicted model, not a curated record. NCBI's taxonomy places the organism in Eukaryota, Metazoa, Chordata, Actinopteri, Cypriniformes, Cyprinidae. Gene Ontology annotation, biological process: cardiac muscle tissue development; heart contraction.